AUGGAGUCGAUUUCACUAGUUCCAGCUAUUGAGAAUCUUCUGCAGCAUCCCGAUAAGGAAAAGAAAGCAGAAGGCUUAGAUUUGAUUUCACAAAACAUUGGCCUAGUUGGAGGGUUCUUAUCCGAUGUAAUUCCGCAUCUAAAGCCUGAAGAUCACCCAGAAAAAGCCGAAUAUGUUCAUUUAUUGCUGUCCAUGGUUUGUUUCUACACCCAGCGCUACAAUGAGUCCGUCAACCAUGCAAUCUUAGCUAAAGAUGUCUGGCAUAGUGCAGCUAAGGAUCACGAUAAGUCUGUAAGCCUAUACUUUGAAGAAUCACGCCAUCGUUUGAUUAGGAGGUACAUUGAAACAGCUAAGGAAGAAAGGAACGAAGAACUUUCUCAGUUUAUACAGGAAUUAGCUGCCCAGGAAAGUCCUAAUAGUUACUCUUUACUAGGUCUCUUCCUAGUAACUAAGGACUUGGCGGCGAUUGAAAGGUUUCUGCGUAGUGGAGCACACGUUCUGGAAGAGUCUUUGGCUCCUGAGUUCAUUAUUGAAGGGGCUAAGCGCGAACGGUUCUAUCGGCAAUUACUGAGUGUUCUAGCUAGUAUUUGGGAGGAGAGUCCUAAGGAAACCUAUUCUUUGGUCUUUUUUAAGGCUUUAGCUGAUGCCUACUUAGUCAAUCGUAGUGAAGAUAAGUUAGUCGCUUUGAUUAACUAUCUGGCGGAACGGCGUAAGGAAGCGGCUUUGUUUGUGGCUUUCUUAGUGCAUGAUAAAUCGCCUGUCUUAUCACAACGUAUUGCUGGACAGGCGAAAGAUGCCCAAGCCCAUGCUCUACUUACGGGUAAGUUCCAAUCAGAAGUCUACCAGCGAUUCUUAACCGAUAAGAACAACAUUAGUUUUAGUUUACUUUCCGAUCUAUCAAAAUCACAAAGUUCUAAACUAUCAAUGAAUCAUAUGUCAUUGAGUUUCUGCAAUGGGUUUAUGAGUGGGAAAACGUGCAAUGAUACUUACUUGCGUAAGAAUUUAGAGUGGAUGAAACAGGCUAAGAACUGGUCUAAAUUUGUAGUGGCAUCGUCCUUUGGUAUGAUUCAUACGGAUAGUGAGGAUCCAUUUGAAGUACUCAGACACUACUUGCCAAUGGCUUCAAUUGUUGAUACGGAGAAGGACGAUCCAGAAAGUGGCGGGGCUUUGUUUGCUUUGGGUUUGAUUGCAGUGAACUCACCAACUAUUGCUGAUAGUUUCUUAGGGUCUUUCUUUGAUGCCGAGUCGAAAAGCAGCCGGAGUAAUGUCUUGUAUGGAGCCUGUCUGGGUUUGGGUCUAACCCGACUGGGCACAGCUGAUACUGAGACAAUCAACAAAUUCAAAAACAUUCUUUAUUCCGAUAAUGUCACUGUUUCUGAAGCCGCUGCUUAUGCCAUUGGUCUAACUACAGCUGGUAAUUUUGAUCUGGAUUUAGCCCGGGAAGUUUUGACUUAUGCCCGGGAUACUGAGCACGAGAAGAUUUCACGAGCAGUUGGAGUGGGCGUAGCCCUAAAGUGCAUUGGGAUAGCUUCUUCUGAACCUCCCCAGGCCUUUUCCCAACUACUGGAUGAACUGCUUGGUGAUAUCAAUCCAAUCAUUAGAUACUCAGGUGUACUUUCCUUUGGAGCGGCGUACGUAGGUACUGGUGAUUUAAGUGCAGUUAGGAAACUCUUAUCGGUGAUUAGUACAGACUCUUCUGAGGAUGUCAAGCGAAUUGCUGUCUUUGCCAUUGGUCUGAUCUUAUCUGAUCAGUCGGGCUCUGGGUGCUUGCUAGAAGAGGAUAAGACCAGUGAACUAUGCUCAGUGCUGGAGCCUUUGGCCCAAAGUCAUUCGGCUUAUGUACGGGCGGGUGUAGCUUUAACUCUAGGUAUGUUCCAAGUCGGUUCUGGGUGCAAGAAGUCCUUAGCUUUGAUUGAAACGCUUAUGUACGAUACGACGACUUAUGUCCGGCAACAUGCUAGUAUUGGGGCCGGCUUCUUACUUAUGCAGCUGAACAUUCGUGAUGACCCAGUCUUUAAGCGCGUGAUUGAGCACAUGCACAGUAUGACCAGACGGAAGAGUGAAAGUGGAGCAGCUCGGUUUGGAGCUUUACUAGGCCGAGCUAUUCUUGAUGCCUGUGGACGCAAUGGAACCAUUAGUAUCUAUGGGAUGUCAAGAGAUAUUUCAGUUAAAAGUGUAUGUGGGGCCAUUCUUUUCUCGCAGUACUGGUACUGGUACCCGGUUGUACCUUUUAUUACGUUGUGUAUGCGGCCGACUUUACUGCUGGCGGCAGAUACGAAUCUUAAUAUCUUGGAGGACUUCCAGGUUGAGGUGGAAGGACCCAGUACGCCUUUCAAGAUGGAGUCUGUUCUGCCUAAUGAGCAUGCCAAGUCGCACAAGAAGUUCAAGAUUAUUCCUCUGGCGGGUGAAAAGCCACAGGAAGAGGUUAAGGAGGAGGAGAAAGAAGUAGUGGUGGAGGUAGAGGAAAAGUCGCAUGUGGUUAAGAACAACGAGCGGUUUACUACUUUACAGCAGAAACGGUCCGGUUUAGCCGAUCAGCCUUCUAUUCUUUUCUUCCCAGCGGCAUCGCAAUCUAAUCCGGCUAACAAUCAAUAA
Molecule: messenger RNA, 2595 nt
Organism: Nematocida homosporus
Lineage: Eukaryota; Fungi; Microsporidia
Product: 26S proteasome regulatory subunit N2
Exons: 1
Coding region: 1-2595 (864 amino acids)
Biological process (GO): proteasome-mediated ubiquitin-dependent protein catabolic process
Cellular component (GO): nucleus; proteasome storage granule; proteasome regulatory particle, base subcomplex
Source: RefSeq, a predicted model, not a curated record